Molecule: messenger RNA, 551 nt
Organism: Paramecium pentaurelia
Lineage: Eukaryota; Ciliophora; Oligohymenophorea; Peniculida; Parameciidae
Source: the annotation of a GenBank genome assembly
AUGUGGAAUAAGAACAUAUCAAGAAGUAAGAAGAACCAUAAAUAAAUUAAUAAGAAACAAUAAAAGAAAAACUAUGUUUUGAGGUAUCUGAGAUAUUAGCCUAAUAUGGAGAAAAUGCUUAAGGUAAUGGUAAGGUAUUAAAGUUUACAAUACCUUUUGAUGCUAAAGUUCCAUCAUCUAAUUGCCAAAUAUUUCUAUUUUAAGGGACACAAUCCUUUUGAAUAUUUUAUAUUAAUUUUAAAAGCUUAUAUUGAUCUAAAAGGAAGUCUGUAUUUCUGAUUGAAAAAGAUAAAGAAAUCGUUAAAAUAUAAGUUGAAAAUAAAUCAGUUUCUAAAUAACAUUGUGUUAUAUAAUUAAGAGAAAUAAAGAAAGUAAAUAGUUUAGGAGAAGUAUUAUCCUAUGAGAAAUCAUAUGUAAUAGAUUUGGAUAGCACAAAUGGAACCUAACUAAAUGAGUAGCAAUUAGAGUCGGUAAAGUAUUAUUCAUUAUUAGAGGAAAAUAUAUUGACAUUUGGGAAAAGCGACAGAGAAUAUGUACUUAUAAAAUCAUGA